CCCCACAGGAGUAUGUGUUUCCAGUCAGGGUUACCAGGUUGGCGUGUUUCCAGUCAAAUUGGGCUACUAAUUUAAAGCCCUGGCAGGGUUUGAAAGUACAACAUAUCCAAGCCUGCCACCCCACUUCAACAGCAUCUUCAGAAAUGUAAGAGCAAUCAGCUGCCUGUGUCAAGCUCUACAGACUUCCGGCAACAAUUCCAUCACGUGACACUGAGGAGUGGGUGACGUGUGCUCUGUGCUUCUGCUGGGCUGUCCGUAUGCAUUGUUAUACGUGGAGGUAGGAUAUCCACUCUGCAUCCUUCUUCUGCUCCAAGUUGCACCCAAAGGACCACUGUUUCAAACUGAAAUGGCUUCCUCAGAUGACUUCAAAUUUACAGAGUUUGAUGAUGCAGCAAGUUUGCUAGCUGCCAACCGUGAUGCAACCACAGUAAGUUUCGGUGAACCAGAAGGCAGAGGAAAAAAUCAAAGGGGCAACAGAUCUCGGGAGGAUGACCAUUUUAUGUCUAGUGAAGUCUCUGAUAAAACAGAGUUACUUGGGGGACAGAAAAAGCAAGUCCCUUUUUGGACAUUUGAAUACUAUCAGACAUUCUUUGACAUUGACACUUUACAGGUCCUUAAUAGAAUUAAAGGUUCAGUAUUACCAAUACCAGGAAGAAAUUUUAUAAGGUUGUACGUGCGAAGCAAUCCAGACUUGUAUGGUCCAUUUUGGAUUUGUGCUACACUGAUUUUCACCAUAACCAUAAGUGGGAAUCUAUCCAACUUUCUCCUUCACCAGGGCAAGCCCAAGUACCACUAUGUACCAGAGUUUAGGAAAGUAUCAAUUGCUGCCACUGCAAUCUAUGCCUAUGCCUGGUUGGUGCCUCUGGCUCUCUGGGGAUUCCUAACAUGGAGACAAAGUAAAGUGAUGAGCAUGGUGUCCUACUCUUUCCUGGAGAUUGUGUGUGUUUAUGGAUACUCACUCUUCAUCUAUAUCCCCACUUCUAUUUUGUGGAUUAUCCAUGCUGAGAUUUUGCGCUGGGUACUUAUGGCUCUUGCAAUGAGCCUAUCUGGGGCCGUCCUUAUGCUAACUUUCUGGCCAGCUGUGCGUGAAGAAAACCGCAAGAUUGCUGUCACCACCCUAGUGGUCAUCAUGCUUCUCCAUGCCUUGUUGGCAGUUGGCUUUGUGGAGUAUUUUUUUGAUCCUCCAGAGGAAAACUAUUCAACCCACACUAGGGACUCUAUUAAUGCAACAAGAGAAAUCGUGCACACUCACUAAUUAGGACAUGAAUAACGAAGGAUAUUGACCAGAUCUUUGGUGACUCUACACGUCGGCAUCCCAGUCCUGGCUUUAGCAAGUGCUUUUGUCUUUGAAUGCAUUUAUUAGUUUGCCGCCUUUGGUACCCUGAGCAUGGAGCAUGUGAAGUCUAUAAAGUCCUUGGACUGAGCAAGCUCCAAAAAAUACAGCUGAUGAUGCAGUCUGCAAUGAUGAAUUCAAGCAGUAGGAAGUGACCUGCAGAGAAUCUGAACUGAUACUUGGAUGCCAAAACAAAUGUACAACUUUGGGGUACACCGUAAGCAAACACAAUAUUGUUAUUUAGAUUGACAGAAGCCACUGUUUUUGGUUAUUUUCCAGGUAUCUAUUUCAAUCAUGGGCCCAAAAUGAGUUCUGCUUGUUUGGAGGGAAGUGAAAUGCUAUUAAUUUGUAGACAGUGAUCUAUUGAUUUCAUAGUUGCUGUCUCAAGUCUAACAGUGGUGGACUACUUGGUUUAAGGGCAUUAUUUAUUUAUAAUUUUAUUUAUAAUCACUGGGCAAAAAGACAAUUCAUAGGAUAUGGUUUAUAAUCCUUUUACAUCAUCCAUGGAACAAAUGUGUGACAUAAGGCAAUAACCCUAAUUUUACCUUACCAGAAGAAGACAAAUCUGUAAGAGAAGAGGUUUGAUAAUUGAUAUUUAAAGAUCUACGGGAAAAAAAAUUAAUUGCACUAAAACACUAAUUAAAUUAAAUGCUGAGCUACAAACAAGGUUGUGUGCUAGUCCUUUCUUGCACAUAGCACUAAUAACACUAAUUGCUGCCACUCCCAUAUGUCUUUUUCAAAUUACUAUAUAUUUGAGGCAGAGCCACACAAAGGACUGCAAGUUAUUAAAUAAGAACCAUUCAACCCUGUUGGGCAAAACAGAAAAGUAUCUCUAUUAUUUAUUUCCAGCAUUUUUAUGCACCUGCUUUUCUCACAACUAGAGAAAGUAGAGUCAGUAGAGAGAGUUUGUUUGUAUUGUGCUGUCUGUAGGAAGUAUUUUGACAGAUAUUACUAUACAGACUCUGCCUCAACACUGACAUAGAGCAAACAUGUAAACCAAUGCCUCACGCUCCCUAUAGUUUGUGAUUUGGCCUAUAUAAAUGUAUGAAACCUAUUUAUAAGAUGGGUCAAGUAGCCAUCCACUAAUCACUUGUGUGGCCUUGCUUAUGGGGUAACCAGACCAGAGGUACAUGUAAAAAAUAUAUUUGGUAUCCGUGCACUGUGUAUUUUGAUAGCUGCACUUUUUAUUAGCGGUUUGUUAAACCUGAAAUUUUGUUGAACAUAUUGAACAUAUCUCCUCAUGGAUAUUUUACUCUGCUCUUAGUGUGGGCGUUCACUAAACAGGUAUGACUUUAUAAAUAUAGUUGUAACCUGUACCAACCAGUCAGCAAUCCAAUCUUAUCUUCCAACUUCAGUUGUGCCAACAAAAACAAAAAUAUUUUGGUUGCUAUGGCUUAAAACUCUUAAAUACAUAUUCAUACAGCUGAUUACAUUCGCUUAAAUGCUAGCGAAUGUUUUGCUUUAUCAACUGCCUUAACCCAGACUUCUUAUCAAUGUUCUCUGUAUGUGAUAAUUAAUAAAAGUCAUGAGUAACCAAAGUGGGGAUGUAAAUGGGCAAAUAGAAAAAUUGUAAAUGUAUCUGCAUUGUUCCUCAUUAUUAUUAUUAUUAUUAUUAUUAUUAUUAAUAAUAAUGUAGAUUUGAUAAUUCACAAUAGAUUGUUGCUGUAAAUGGCAUUUAAUGACAAUCAUUAAACAUGAAGUUUGUCUUUUCUCUA
Molecule: messenger RNA, 3048 nt
Organism: Xenopus laevis (African clawed frog)
Lineage: Eukaryota; Metazoa; Chordata; Amphibia; Anura; Pipidae
Product: protein YIPF1
Exons: 11
Coding region: 347-1255 (302 amino acids)
Source: RefSeq, a predicted model, not a curated record